AUGGGGAGCCACGCCAUCAAUCAGCAGUCAUCACGUUCACACUGCGUGUUUACCAUAUACGUCACCCGCUUGGACGCCGACUCGCCAGAGACCCCCAUCAAGGCCGAAUUUUCCGUUGUGGAUUUAGCAGGGUCGGAGAAGCUUGCAAUGCUUUCCGGGAAUCCAUCGCCAUUGCUGGUAAGGGAGUCGAUUGAUAUCAACACGUCGCUUCUAGCUCUUGCAAGAGUCAUCACGGCCCUCGCCACGAGUGCCAAGAGGAAGGUAAAGAAUGGUGAAUCAGCUGAUAGGUCGCACAUCCCCUACCGAGAGAGUAAGCUGACUAUGCUACUGAAACACGCCCUGGGUGGCAACUCUCUGACCACCAUGAUCGCAUGCAUUAGUCCCUCAGACCGGGAUGUUGAUGAGACCUUGUUGACUCUUAUGUACGCUGGCCGGGCACGCAACAUCACGAAUAUCCCACACGUGAACGAGAAUCCAAAGUCCGCGCUCAUCCGUCAGCUUCGUGCGGAGGUGGCCAGUAUGAAGAAGGAAUUGGCAUACUACAGAGGUCUGGCUAGUAGUGACCAACGUUUUAUGUGGAAAGGUUGUUAA
Molecule: messenger RNA, 591 nt
Organism: Trypanosoma rangeli
Lineage: Eukaryota; Euglenozoa; Kinetoplastea; Trypanosomatida; Trypanosomatidae
Product: putative kinesin-like protein
Exons: 1
Coding region: 1-591 (196 amino acids)
Biological process (GO): mitotic spindle organization; microtubule-based movement
Molecular function (GO): microtubule binding; ATP binding; microtubule motor activity
Source: RefSeq, a predicted model, not a curated record